Molecule: messenger RNA, 909 nt
Organism: Ceraceosorus guamensis
Lineage: Eukaryota; Fungi; Basidiomycota; Exobasidiomycetes; Ceraceosorales; Ceraceosoraceae
Exons: 3
Coding region: 112-813 (233 amino acids)
Biological process (GO): regulation of DNA-templated transcription
Source: RefSeq, a predicted model, not a curated record
CAGACCCACUCCGGAGAUUUCUCUCGAUACUUCUACUUUUCAUGCGGUCCGAACACCGCCUUGAUGUUGUUGUAGGUCUCCUCGUUAGUCAAGGACGCCAGCACGUCCUCGAUGGGCACAAGUCCAGCUGCACAAUCGCCACUCGAGCGACCCACAUCUCAGCUCCUUUCACCGCAUGGUGCCGGGCACGCACCUACCGCUGGCACCAAAGGCACGUCUUUAGGAGUCAAACGCGCGGGCUCGCCUGCAGCCUCGUCACCCUCACGGCAGAAGUUGAAUGCGCAUGCUUCAAGAUCGCUAGUUGGGGCCUCGUCUCUCAGGCAAGAGCUUUCGCCGGAGCCACGCGCGGACUCCACGGAGCAAACAAGCGAGACAAGUAAUGCAGGGCCAUUCCGGAUGGCUGGCGGAGUGGUAGCGGAUUCGCAAGCUCUUCUCAGUCUUUUGGGGCCGCCUCCGCUUGUUGACCGAGAUGGUUUGGAGGAUCACGAGUGGGGGCUAGGCUUACCUUCGCGAGGCGACGUGAAUGUGGCUACUCAGGAAAAGCUCGCAAUCUUUCACGGACUCAAAGCGCAGGGCACUCAUUUCAAUGUCUCGCUCGCCCGGAAUCGCCAACUUCGCAAUCCACAUAUAUUUGACAAGCUGGUCAGAUGGGUCGAGGUUGAUGAGAGUGGGACACUCUACCCGGACAUGGCACCCAACACUUGGGCAGCGACAAAGUCGGAGAGGCGUGCGAUGGUCCGAGAAGGUGGCAAAGACCGGCUAGGUGAGCGAUAUGCGCGCUACCUUUUGGCGAGGACACUCGGAGGCUUAUAAGGAGCCGUUUGAAUCGCCCCUCAGCCGAGAUGCAGAGGCGUCAACAGGAAGAGCGCGAAGCGGCUCAAGCACUUGGGAAGGCGAGGUCGAUAGAUU